UCCUCAGCCAUGGAGAUACUAACUCUCAUGCUCCUCGCUCUACUUUCCUGUGCCAGGAGUGCUCAGACUCAUCAGGCAGGAGAUGAGUCACCUGAAAACUUCAUGGAGGUACCCCCAAGUUUCCUCGACUCACAGCUGGAUGAAAGUUUCUCAUCACAGCCCUUAUCGGAGGACAAGAUUGGGCUGAAUUCCUUGCUCAGAACCAUCCUGCACAGCAGAAAUGCCCGUAGCUCCUUCCAGUUCCAACCACAAAGGUUUGGAAGAGAUGAGCACAGUCCCAUGCAAGGAGACAGCAGGAUCCAUUCUCGAGGAUGGGACUCAGCGCCGCAGUUUUGGAGUUUGGCCGUGCCCCAACGCUUUGGCAGAAAAAAAUAA
Molecule: messenger RNA, 375 nt
Organism: Bufo bufo (common toad)
Lineage: Eukaryota; Metazoa; Chordata; Amphibia; Anura; Bufonidae
Gene: NPFF
Product: neuropeptide FF-amide peptide precursor
Exons: 3
Coding region: 10-375 (121 amino acids)
Molecular function (GO): neuropeptide hormone activity
Source: RefSeq, a predicted model, not a curated record